Messenger RNA from Castor canadensis (American beaver), 699 nucleotides. The record is from RefSeq and is a predicted model, not a curated record. Lineage: Eukaryota; Metazoa; Chordata; Mammalia; Rodentia; Castoridae.
AUGCAGCACAUUUUUGCCUUCUUCUGCACCGGUUUCCUAGGCGCGGUAGUAGGUGCCAAUUUCCCCAACAAUAUCCAGAUCGGGGGAUUAUUUCCAAACCAGCAGUCACAGGAACAUGCCGCUUUUAGAUUUGCUUUGUCACAACUCACAGAGCCCCCAAAGCUGCUCCCCCAGAUUGAUAUUGUGAACAUCAGUGACAGCUUUGAGAUGACCUAUAGAUUCUGUUCCCAGUUCUCCAAAGGAGUCUAUGCCAUCUUUGGGCUUUAUGAACGAAGGACUGUCAACAUGCUGACCUCCUUCUGUGGGGCCCUCCACGUGUGCUUCAUUACGCCAAGCUUUCCUGUUGAUACAUCCAAUCAGUUUGUCCUUCAACUGCGCCCUGAACUACAGGAUGCCCUCAUAAGUAUCAUUGACCAUUACAAGUGGCAGAAAUUUGUCUACAUUUAUGAUGCUGACAGGGGCUUGUCCGUCCUGCAGAAAGUCCUGGACACAGCUGCAGAGAAGAACUGGCAGGUGACUGCGGUAAACAUUUUGACGACCACAGAAGAAGGAUACCGAAUGCUAUUUCAAGACCUGGAAAAGAAAAAGGAGAGGCUGGUGGUGGUGGACUGCGAAUCAGAACGCCUCAAUGCCAUCUUGGGUCAGAUUAUAAAGCUGGAGAAGAACGGCAUUGGCUAUCACUACAUCCUCGCAAAUCUG